Cavenderia fasciculata is the source of this 798-nucleotide messenger RNA. RefSeq lists its product as uncharacterized. Lineage: Eukaryota; Evosea; Eumycetozoa; Acytosteliales; Cavenderiaceae. The coding region runs from base 1 to 798 and encodes 265 amino acids. The transcript is spliced from 8 exons. The record is from RefSeq and is a predicted model, not a curated record.
AUGUAUGAUGACAAAUUGAGCAGUAUAGCAAUCGAUCAUGUUAAACAGAGGAUCUCUACCAGCUCACCCUAUUGUUAUCAUUCAGUCUACUCGAGUUCUUCAACGCAACUUUCAUCGCUACGUUUCUUCCACGUAUGGAACAAUUUCUUCUGGCUAUCACAACUCAAAAGUUGGUGCAUGCAAAAACCGAGUUGCAGAAGACACAAUAUAUAUAAUAUUCGGUCGAGUCAUUUACACACAUGUGCCUACACUGAUCGUUUCUCAGGUGCAGAUAUAAGACAAUACAGGCAUAGAGUAACUAUAUUCUUUACAAAACAUCACUAUGGGGGUAAUUUAUUCAAAGAAUGUCUUAAAGGGUAUCGUGGUCAUGACAUCGUCUUUGGCUUGGGCAGCAACAGCGAUGAUAAAGAAGAAUUCAUUGGCCAAGAUGAAGAGGAGUUCAUCGACUUUUAUAAUGAUGAUGAAGAGGAGGACAUCGACGCAGAUGUAGAGGAACACAAUGAUAAUUUUGCAAAUAGCAAGAAGAAAGAAUCUCUUAUCGGUCAUUUAAUUUCAAACUACACUACAACUCCUUUUGGUUGGUGGGAGGAUGUUCUAGUCUCUGCCAAAUGGUCACAUAUAUCUUCUGAGGAUGACGAACUAAUGGAUGAAAAAGUUGGGGUUGACGUCCAAAUGGAACCUCUUUCUGGUGGUCAAGAUGAUGAUGAUGGCGACGAUGACCAUCAUGCAUUUACAGAUUUCCAAGAUGAGGAAAAAACAGUUGGACCACAUAUGACCUGGCCCAGAGUUUGUAAUUGA